Olea europaea var. sylvestris is the source of this 1283-nucleotide messenger RNA. RefSeq names its product SKP1-like protein 21. Bases 639 to 998 code for a protein of 119 amino acids. The record is from RefSeq and is a predicted model, not a curated record. NCBI's taxonomy places the organism in Eukaryota, Viridiplantae, Streptophyta, Magnoliopsida, Lamiales, Oleaceae. The transcript is spliced from 3 exons.
GGCUUCAAACUAUUGAUAGUUCGAUCCAACAAGUGGAGGAAGAGGUUGCAUGUUUUGCCCUGUGAAAUGUCAGGAAGCGCUACGAACAGGCAUGAGAUCCUCCAAAAAUGAUGCCAUAUCCCUUCCUCAAAGAGUUGAUGCUUCUAUGUUGGGUUUUAUACUUAACUAUUGUCGAUUUCACCAAGUACCAGGUCGAUCCAACAAGGCCUGAAACCUUCUCAUUCUUGGGUGAAUAAGAACGCGCCACACCAUCCCCCCAUCCCGUGGUCAACCCAGGGAGGGGAUCUUUUCAUGGUCUUCAUAUUGUUUUCUAAGUCUGAGCUGUUUUUAACGAAAUUUAGUUACUGUAAUUUGGACUUGGGCUGCUGCUUUCUCCUCAUCUGCAAUCAAGCAGGAUCAGCUGAUUUACACCAUUUGUCUUGCAAGUUGCAAUACAGCAAGAAUAUGCUUUAUAUGCUGAUUAUUGAAGCAAGUGUUUCUUCAAUAAAAAAGGUUCCUGUUUAGUGACGAAUUGAGUUUGAUUCUUCUGUAUAUCUAGAAGAGGAAAACUUUUGAUUAGAAUUUUUUCCGGUGAGGUACGAAGAAACUAUGCGAGUUGACAUCUGCUGGCUGAUCUGACCAGUCGUGCACUUGCCCAGAUGAUUGAAGGAAAAACUCCAGAGGAAAUAUGUGAAACCUCUCAUAUACCUGAUGAUCUGAUAGAGGUGGAGAAGUUGGAAACCUUGAGAAAUAUAACUGAUGAUCCACGUAUCAGACUUCUGAAUCGAUUAUAUGCUAGAAAAAGGAAAGAAUUAAAAGAGAGACAGAAUCUAAAGAAUAUUGAGGUUGAAGAAGAGCAAUGUGUGGAUGAACGCUCAGCUGAUGAUCAUUUGUCAUUUGUCAAUGCUGGAAUUGGAGGCAUUGCUAAUUGGCAAUCCAUUCUAUUCAAUGAAGACUUCCUUCUUGAAUGUCAUAUAAUUGACAUUUUUUACUCCUCCAUGAUGUUUAAGUCUCCUUGAUGAAUCCACAAGUCGUCGAAGAAUUGCUGUCUCAGCUAGUCAGUCGAAGUUUCAAGUUCUUGAAAUUUCAAAUGGUUCAAUUUAUGUUCUGGCUUCAGUAUUUACUAUAUUAAUUUCCUUCCUGAUCUAUAAGUUGCACUUUACAUGCAUUCACAUUCUCUUUGUUAUCCUAAGGAGAAUGUUAUUGGUAUUCCUUGGAUAAGCUUAUUGUCCAUGAGCUAUCUGACUGAAACUUUGAAGUUAUAAACAAAUUUUAUUUUUCCGAAAAUGUUCAUGUUCUAAACU